This is a messenger RNA of Gadus macrocephalus (Pacific cod), 1311 nucleotides long. RefSeq names its product elongator acetyltransferase complex subunit 5 (gene elp5). NCBI's taxonomy places the organism in Eukaryota, Metazoa, Chordata, Actinopteri, Gadiformes, Gadidae. The transcript is spliced from 8 exons. Gene Ontology annotation, cellular component: elongator holoenzyme complex; cytosol; nucleus. The record is from RefSeq and is a predicted model, not a curated record. The coding region runs from base 233 to 1018 and encodes 261 amino acids. Gene Ontology annotation, biological process: tRNA wobble uridine modification. Gene Ontology annotation, molecular function: tRNA binding.
UCUUUUUUUUCGGGUACCGACAUGGUACUUGGAGCAUUGUAUACGCGGUAGUAUGAGCCAUGUCAUGAAAUUCGACAUGUAUAUACAAUUGGUCAUCAGUCGGAUUUAUAUACAGACGUGUGUUAUUUUAUGACAAACCUUCUUACAAAAAAGUACAUCGGAAUGAACUGUAUGUACGUUUGCGUAUCCGAUUUGUGCUAGCUAGCUGAAGCUACCUGGGCUGGAUUCUGUCAUGUUGCUCGAAUUGAUACAGGGAACUGAGGGAGGAGGGCUUAUUAUAAUACAAGAUUCUAUACAUUAUUCUGGGCGGACCCUUUUGAUGAGCUUUAUCAAAGCGGCAUUAAAGAGGGAUGAAGUUGUCCAUUUACUAGCGUUUGAACUUCAUGAAGAGGAGCUAAAACAUGAAUUGGGCCAUUCAUCCCUCCAAAGGUUAAAAUUUCACAACGCUUUCCAUGACCCCCUUGGUUGGAAUGAAAAUCCCCCUUUCACAGUCCACCAGUUCAUCACAUCAGAACUUGAUAGUCUUCUGACCUCGAAUCAGCACUCCAAGCCUGUUACCCUGGUCAUUGAUUCCUUCUCAUUCAUCCUGAGACAUCUCAGCCCUUCUGCUGUAUGUAAAACUCUACAACAGUUGAAAAAGGGGGGAGCUGUGAAGACGACUCUUGGCCUGCUGCACUCUGACAUGCAUCACCGCAACAUGGUGGGAAGCAUGUGCCACCUCGCCACUUCAGUCCUAACCGUCGCGCCCGGGCACCAAUGCCAUGAAGCCGUGGCGAAAACGAUCCGGCGUGCAAAAUCCGGAAAGAUAUCGCAAGCUGUGGAGAGGUUCAGCAUCAGUGAUGAUAUGACUGUGAAGGUGCAGAGCAAGCCCGUACCGGUCGGAUCCGGCCAGGGAGAAGCUGGUGAUGCUGAGGUGGACCCGACUGCAAACCUGACCUUCAACCUCCGCUUGUCGGACCAGGAGCGCCAAGCCAAGGAGAAGCUAGCACUGCCCUUUGUGUUCAGCAAAGAAAAGUAACCAACCCCUGCUUCGUCCAGGGCCAGGAUCUGGACGGAUUCUGUAUGAGCCCGAUGCCAACGAUGAUUAUGAUCAGGAGGACCCCGAUGAUGACCUCGACAUCUAGUUCAUAAAACCCCACUGAUGUGUCUUACAUUAUGCCCUGCCUUGAAGUUUUAUAUUGCAAGGAAGCAUACGUUGCCUUCGAUCACUUAGUUAUUUUCUUCUUGGUUCUUUGAAUUCAGUUCCUCUGACCUUUCUUUGGGAAAAUGCCUGUAUAUUUUUUAUGAUACAAAUAAAUGCGGUAUACUGAA